Arachis stenosperma is the source of this 1092-nucleotide messenger RNA. RefSeq lists its product as uncharacterized. NCBI's taxonomy places the organism in Eukaryota, Viridiplantae, Streptophyta, Magnoliopsida, Fabales, Fabaceae. The transcript is spliced from 5 exons. The record is from RefSeq and is a predicted model, not a curated record. The coding region runs from base 112 to 717 and encodes 201 amino acids.
CAAAGAGAAAAUAAUUUCCAUCGAGAAAAAAAAAAAGAAAAAGAAAAAAAGGGGAGUGGAUUCAGUUAUGAUGAGAAAGGUAAGGUAUGACCGUUAGUUAGGCUUUGAUGAAUGAAAGAACAAGUAACAGAACUAAACUCUGAGAAGGCGUUGAUCAUCGAUCAUCAUCAUGAAUACGAUCUUAGCUAUCUCCCUUAUCAUAUAACAAACCUCAGUCCAUGCAAUGCAUUAUUACAAAUUCCCAAUCAUGCAUUCAUCAAUCUUUACCAAUUAUCCUCUCAUUUCCUCCAUCGUUGCUUUCUUCAUUGCUCAAUCCAUCAAGUUUUUCACCACUUGAUAUGCAGGUACAAGGAAAGAAGAUGGGACGUGAAGCAAUUUGUUGGGUCUGGUGGAAUGCCAUCUUCUCAUUCAGCAACUGUCACUGCUCUCACUGCUUCCGUUGGCUUCCAAGAAGGAUUUGGAGGACCUCUUUUUGCCACCGCCUUAGUUUUAGCUCUUAUUGUGAUGUAUGAUGCCACCGGUGUAAGAUUGCAGGCAGGACGCCAAGCAGAGGUUCUGAACCAAAUUGUAUACGAACUUCCUGCUGAACAUCCUUUGGCCGAAAGCAGACCACUUCGUGAGCUUCUUGGACACACACCCCCUCAGGUCAUGGCCGGUGGGUUACUUGGAAUAUUAACUGCAGUAAUUGGUCACCUAAUAACCGUGGCUAGUAGUUAAAAUUCAGGUCAUGCCAUAGUAUAGAAAUGGAAACACUACUCUCUAGUCUUAAACCGUCUUCACUCAAAAACAAGUCACCAUUUUCAUACACUUGACAGAUUACAGGAUUUUCAUGUAAUGGAAAUAUCUGUUAUGGAGCCAUUUUUUUUUUAACUUCUCUUCUAUUUAGUGUGUUAUGUUUCAUAAAUUUACAAUGGAACUUUGUGCUUACUUUGAUUAAGAUUAAGUAGUCACUCUUGUAUUCCACUCUGGUUACUUUGAUUAAAGACAGAAUGUAGUUGUUUGCUUCUCCACAAAACUCAUUUCAGUAUUUUGUGGUUAAGAAAAUGUGAAAUUCGGAUACAAAUUGGAAAACCAGCCCAUUAAACGGUUCAA